GUUUUGGACAGGCAUAACAGGGGCUGUCCAGCUUCAAGAUCAGUCCAGAGCUUAGCAAUCUAACCAAAAGACAUCAAAUGAUGGAUUCUCUUUUAACAGUUAAGGUGCGGAUUCUAGUCUAUUAUAUGCUGACCUUCUUCACCUGCAAUGCGGCCUGCCCCAGCGUCUGCAUGUGCUCGACCAAUGGCAUCGUCACGUGCUUCGGUAGUACCAUCAUCGAUACACCGAAACAACUGCCUACUCACAUGUAUACACUGAAGCUACAGAGCACAAACAUGCACGUCAUAAGUGAGCGAAGCCUGGAGAAAAAGAACCUUCUGACGCGUUUUAGUCUAACUUUUAGCCACCUCCAAGGUGUCCAUCCCCGGGCUUUCCAUGGCGCACCGCAACUUAAGUCCAUCCAGCUGUCACACAACAAUCUUUCCUCGCUUCCUGCAAGAGUUUUUAGCCCACUUAUCACUUUGGAGCAGCUCCAUUUAAAUAGGAACCAACUGGAGACCAUUACUGCCGACAUAUUUGAAGGACUUGUUGCAUUGCAGGAUCUAGACUUGAGUUACAACAAAUUGUCCAGUCUUGCCUCAGGGGUUUUCAGUAGACUGAUGAACCUUGUGAUAUUGAACAUUGGCAGUAACUACUUCAAAACACUUCCACCUACUAGCUUUUGCUCGUUGAUCAAACUUAACAUGCUCAACAUUCAUAAAAACCAAUUAGAGACGUUAGAACCUGGGAUCUUUGAUGGACUAGUCAACCUUGAGUAUCUACAUAUCUACGACAACAAGAUAGCCACUAUUCCCCCCGAGGUGUUCUGGCCACUGAGGAAGUUGAAGAAUAUCACCUUGUCUUCAAACCAACUUCAAUUUCUACCUGAGAGGAGUUUCUAUCACAUGCCCAAGCUGUUUAAGCUAACCCUUUACAAGAACCCACUCUUAUCACUACCAGAUGAGCUGAUGGGACACAUGCCUGAAAUGCCAGAAUUUUACUUGUAUGACACAAACCUCAUCACAGUACCUGGAAAUCUGUUUGCCAACAUGUCUGGGCUGCAGAUCCUAAAACUGCAUUUUAAUGACAGGCUAAGUGAGUUGCCGCCAAAUCUCUUUUCCAGUCUUCCUGAACUGCAGAUCCUCUCACUGAAAUCCAACAACCUCCAGCAGCUGCAUCCACAACACUUUUCCAAACUAAACAAACUGGACAUAUUACUCCUCAAUAACAACAUGCUCAAGAACCUAGCUAAAAACAUAUUUCAGGAGCUUGGAAAACUUACAAAGCUAGAUUUGAUGGAAAACCAUCUCAAGAAUCUUCCAGGAGAUAUUUUCAAGUACAAUGCAUUUUUAAAGGUUUCUUUGAGUGACAACCCGUGGGAUUGCACCUGCAGCAUCAAAGGUUUUGCAAGAUGGAUAAGACAUAACAAGCAUGUAGUUCUUGAUAGUGAAAAUGUGAUUUGUCACAGUCCAAAGCACCAAAUACUCCGCACCCUUGAUUCUCUAAAUGAUGAGGAGUUGAACACUUGCAACAUUACAGCCACUCCAAGUUGCACUGUGACACAGGAACCGACUCAAGCGCCAUCUACGACAAGCCCUACAGCAACAGCAGCGGCUUCUCCACACAAACCUCGACCCAGUGUCAGACCACAUGAGACUUCCUCCACCUACGAUAUUUCACCACCCUUUUAUGAUGUACUGGUAGUCGAACAGGGGCUCGAAUUCGUCCACCACAACUAUCACAAUGGUUGGGUGUACGUGUGGUUUUUGCCCUCGAAUAUAGCCUUGGCAGGCUUCCUCAUGUUUUCUCAUAUUCUUCUUUUGGCCACAGGCAUGUUGCUCAUUCUUUGUACCAUGUAUAGUAUGCAUCUUCUUAGCAAGAGGGUGGAGGAGAUAAAGGCACAAUUUUAAAGGUUAACAUGUUAUCAAGUGUUGUGCAUAAGAAAUGGAGUUGCAUUGAAAAAAUGUUAAGAGAAAAUGAUUAAUUAAUUCAAUGUGCUCUAUUUACACCUUGUUCUUUUAAAAUACUGUAGCUUAACACACUAUACGCUGUGAUAAAUGUGCACAUUUUCCCAUGUCUGUAAAGCCUCACAUUUUUAUACAAUUUAACUGCACUGUCUUUUAAACAGCUGGCAAUGGAUCAAGCUCUCUGAAACCCUUUGUAAUGUAAAAUUGACGCAUUAUUACCUGGGAUUUUUUUUUGAAUUAUUUCAUUUUAAAUCUCUAAUGUUUCUCCUAUCAUACUACUGAAUAAGACUAAUUUGAGAGAGGCGAUGCAAUGUUCUUUCCCAUAAAACAUUUUUCUGUCUUUAAACUUUAA
Messenger RNA from Phyllopteryx taeniolatus (common seadragon), 2298 nucleotides. Its product is annotated as platelet glycoprotein V. Gene Ontology annotation, molecular function: protein binding. The transcript is spliced from 2 exons. NCBI's taxonomy places the organism in Eukaryota, Metazoa, Chordata, Actinopteri, Syngnathiformes, Syngnathidae. Gene Ontology annotation, cellular component: extracellular matrix. The coding region runs from base 78 to 1889 and encodes 603 amino acids. The record is from RefSeq and is a predicted model, not a curated record.